Messenger RNA from Amoebophrya sp. A25, 1681 nucleotides. Lineage: Eukaryota; Dinophyceae; Syndiniales; Amoebophryaceae. The record is from the annotation of a GenBank genome assembly.
ACGUCGUGCAAUCGUUAAUGCAAGGCUACACCCCAGACGAGUUGGACACACUCUUGAAAGACUCUGAUUCUGUCAAGAUAUAUGCGGUUACGUCCUUGACCGACAUCUGCGGAACUCUGCUCCCAAACUUGGCCGAUUUGUUGUAUCACGGAAACAAUGACAUGGGCGUCUUGUUUUACUGGCUGUUGGACAACACGGCUGCGGCGGAAAAUGAUCGUUAUGUCGUCGCAGAAAGGAUGCCAUUUUACACGCUGCAGCGGGCCCUUGAGGAAUACCUGUUAACCAAAGCCCUCCCGGAGUCUCAGCACGAGGACAAAAGUAUCAAGGACCACUCACUGCAAUGGUAUUGUCGCGAUCUCCGCAACUGCGUGGCUACAGCGAUGGAGGACACCUUCCUGUUUCCGCAGAUGGACUACGCUCUAGACAUAAGUUCAUCUCCUCAUCGAAUGAAGACUCACGUGGCAAGUGGCGAGGGGCUGCUUUUCUUCGGCCCCCUCGUGAUCGAGCACGAUUCAGGAAUGCACGUGAACAGCUUGAAGGCAGCCGCCCAAGGUGGAACCCCCACAAUGGAUCUCGAUGAGGAAAUGCGACUAGAUAAAAACGUGGCUCAGGCACGACAAUUGCGCUACACCGAGGCUGCAAAGUUUCAGAAGCAUGUGCCCGACCCACUUGUGGCGCUAGCCGAGCCGGUGAAUGCCUGCACAAGCCGGGGAGCAGUAGGUUAUGAUGGCAAACAUACUCGGGAGUCAGCGCCAUGGUUCACUUUUUUACCGAAAAGGACGAAGCAUCACAUUGUCCGGGUCCUCACAGAAGCGGAUUUCACUGCCAAAAUUACAACGGUACUUCGAUAGUGUCGUGUUCCCAGCUUGCAAACGAUGAGACGAAGCUUACCUGAUUCCUUAGUGUGUCGAUCAGUUUGACGUAGGUUGUCAAAAGACUCCUUCUGCCUAUUAUUUUCGAAAUGCUGGAGUUGUAGUUAGACUCGAUAGAUAUCGCUGUGGUGAUUGUAUUUCAAGCCCCUUCCUACAGUUUGGCGGGUCACCGGAGUUUUCGCGUAUUCGCUUUCCAGGCAAGUUGUUGCGAUUCAAUGUUACGAGCGUGCCUGUUGGUGGAGCGGCCGCAAAGGAAGAGCAUUCCUCUGAUACGGCCCCCGGAGAGACCGACGCCAGCAAUGCUGCCACCGCUGGAGACUCAGAGACAACAAGCUCAAAUUCAACGACAGCUGCGGACGAUGGAACAGACGCGAGCGCCGCAUCAUCCGCUUCAUCAUUACUCGCUUCAACAGGUGGAGCAGAGCGUGGCAGUGGAUCCUUCUUUAGCGCGCUGUAUCGUUCGGCACCGAGCAGUGACAAAAGGGAAGUAGAGAAAGAGAGCAGUGCGGAGCCGAAAGUCGUAGUUUUCACGUCUGUCCUGGCUGGAAAUGAUGACGCAUAUCAUGCGGUGCGUUUUGGUUAUGUGGGAGAGGAUGGCUUCGACAUCGCAAUUUUUGCCGACAAGUUGUCAGGACCAUCUUCCUCAAAAGGGGCUGCGUUGGUCAACAGAGGCGCAACUUCGUCUGGUAAGCAGGCAAAUCAAGAGGAGGUCGGCGAGGGGAGGGGGCGUCAGCGGUUCCGCAUGGCCUAUCUCGCGCUGCACACGGGUGGGAGUAUGUUCGAUUCUGUUUUGGGAUCUUACUCGGCGG